Pteronotus mesoamericanus is the source of this 3592-nucleotide messenger RNA. It is a transcript of the gene LAMP2, whose product is annotated as lysosomal associated membrane protein 2. NCBI's taxonomy places the organism in Eukaryota, Metazoa, Chordata, Mammalia, Chiroptera, Mormoopidae. Bases 66 to 1301 code for a protein of 411 amino acids. Gene Ontology annotation, cellular component: lysosomal membrane; late endosome membrane; autophagosome membrane. Gene Ontology annotation, biological process: autophagosome maturation; cellular response to starvation; protein targeting to lysosome involved in chaperone-mediated autophagy. The record is from RefSeq and is a predicted model, not a curated record. The transcript is spliced from 9 exons.
CUCCGCUUCCUUCCGAGCCUUUUCCGUGGUGUUGCUUCUCUUGCCGCCGCCUGUUCUGCGGAAUCAUGGUGUGCUUCCGCCUCUCCCCGGUACCGGGCUCAGGGCUCGUUCUGCUCUGCCUCGUCCUGGGAGCUGUGUCAUCUUAUGCAUUAGAACUUAAUUUGACCAACUCAGAAAAAGCUACGUGCCUUUAUGCGAAAUGGCAGAUGAAUUUCACAAUACGCUAUGAGACUACAAGCAAAAAUUAUAAAACUGUAACCAUUUCAGACCUUGGCAAUGCAACAUACAAUGGAAGCAUCUGUGGGGAUGACCAGAAUGGUCCAAAAAUUGAGGUGCAAUUUGGAUCUGGUUUCUCCUGGACUGUGAAUUUCACAAAGCAGAUGUCUACUUACUCAAUUGAAAACAUUUCAUUUUCCUAUGACACGAAAGAUAGCACAACAUUUCCUGAUGCUAAAGUGAAAGACACCAUUACUGUUUAUGAACUUGUGGCAUUCAGAAUUCCAUUGGAUGACAUCUUUAGAUGCAAUAGUAUACUGACUUUAGAAACGAAUGAUGUUCACCAGCACUUUUGGGAUGUUCAUGUACAAGCUUUUGUCCAAAAUGGCACAGUGAGCACAAAAGAGUUUCUGUGUGAUAAAGAUAAAACUUCAACCACUGUGGUGCCCAUUGUUACCACCACUUUGCCAUCUCCUACUACAACACCUACUCCAAAGGAAAAACCAAAGAUUGGAAACUAUUCGGUUUCUAAUGGUAACAAUACUUGUCUUCUGGCUACCAUGGGGCUACAGUUGAACAUGACUCAAGAUAAGGUUACUUCGAUUAUUAACAUCAACCCCAAUACAACGGACUCCACUGGCAGCUGCCAUUCUCAAACUGCUCUACUUAGACUGAACAGCAGCAACAUUAAGUAUCUUGACUUUGUCUUUGCUGUGAAAAAUGAAAACCGAUUCUAUCUGAAGGAAGUGAAUGUCAGCAUGUAUUUGGCUAAUGGAUCUGCUUUCAGCAUUGCAAAUAACAACCUUAGCUACUGGGACGCCCCCUUGGGAAGUUCUUACAUGUGCCAGAAAGAGCAGACGGUUUCAGUGUCUGAAGCACUUCAGAUAAACACCUUCAAUCUAAGGGUUCAGCCUUUCAAUGUAAUAAAAGGAAAGUAUUCUACAGCCCAGGAGUGUUCGCUGGAUGAUGACACCAUUCUAAUACCAAUUGUAGUUGGUGCUGGUCUUUCAGGCUUGAUUAUCGUUAUAGUGAUUGCUUACCUAAUUGGCAGAAGAAAAAGUUAUGCUGGAUAUCAGACUCUGUAACACUAAUCCAUAUGUGAUCUCCGUUCCAAAAUAAUAAAGCAAGUACAAGUUCCAACAUGCAAUACUAUUCAGUUUAAGGUAUAUUUAGUUGUAGGUCUGAUCUUAGAAUCAGUGGUAUGGGGGAUUUUGUUCUUUAACAAAUGCAAAGACAUCAAAAUUAUAAGUUACAAAUUGGUCACAUGAAUUUGGUUUCCCCAACCAUGGGAUUUAAAUCUGCUAUUUCUGCAGCAAAAGACAUGUACAAAAUCACCUGGAUUAUAGGUUCUAUUUUAUAGGGUUGAAUUAGCAUUUCAGUGUUUUUACUUCAGAUAAUCUGACUAGAAAUACACAGUUUAGGAAAAACAGUUUUAAAAAAGGUUUUUUUGCUUGCAUGUGGUUGAAUUGAGACAAUACAUUCUACAGAGGAUUUGUACUUGCUCCUUUUGCAUUUUUUUUCUGUCAUUUUGUUUGCAGGUUAACUUAGUUGCUUUGACAUUGCUGCAUAUUUGACCUAUGAGAGAUAUGCCAGUUUUGAACCGAGUUUAGUAUUGUUUGUUCUUAGCAAUGACUGCUUGCCUAUGCUUACUGAAUACAUUUGUAUUUAAUGUAGCUGUAAUGACAAAAGAUAAAAAAACCUUUUGAAAUUUUAGAAUAGGUGUUAAGCUUAUUGUUUAAUCCUUUUUAAAAGAACUGGAUAUUGCAAUCUUUCAAAUUGCAAGAUACAAGACUAUUCCAGCUGGGCAUUUCAAUCCAUUUUCUAGGUGCUUUAGAGAUAAUUGCGAGGCAGUGCCAAUUUCAGGCAUUAGUCCUUUGUACCCGUAAAUAGGCCUCUGCCUGCAGCGCUACAGUUAAUGUACACUUCUCUUCAGACUUCCAGUAUCCUUCGUGGCAGUUGUAUGUUUAAUCCUUUCUUGUCUUUUCUUUUCCUUAAAGAAGAAAUGCCAGUAUGUCCUAGAAUCUAGAUAAAGAAGAGCACUUCCACUUACCCAAAGUAAUUUGCACCUAACCCAGAAGUCUUGUUCUUCUCCAUUAAAAAGUUAUUCUUUGUUUCCAGCUUACAUUGAUUGCUACAACAUUUGCUAAUUUGGCUUUCCCAUUUAAAUGGUUCUGUGCUAAUCAAAACUUACAUUAUCAUUGUUCAUUAUGGUAGAAUAAUUAAUAAUUCAUGUAUUUGUGUUCAGUUUUGUCCCCUGGGGAUAUGCACCAAUUGUCCAUUUACCGUACACCACCUAAUGUUUAUAAGAGAAAGCAAAACAUUUUAGCUUCAUAGUUAACACAUCAAGUAUUUCUUGCUGUUUCUAGGUGGUAUUUUUUUUAUUGGAAUGGCUGAGCAAAUAUUUAGAAAUUGUUAAUAUACAGCCAUAUACCAAAGGUGCCUGAGUUUUUUUGGAUGGGAGAUUAUGUAUAUCCCUAUUCACUAGAAAACAAAAUGUCUGGGUUCCACAAUAUUAUUGAUGUUGAAUUAAUCGAGCUGAAAACACACAAACACAUAAGCAAUUGCAUGUUAGCAUGUGUAUGUCUCUAAGUAUCUUUCGAGUUAUACUGGAGUGCUAAAUAUCUUCUCCCACUUUAAUUUGCUCUCUAUUUAGAGUAGCCUGAAAAUCUUACUGGCUCAGAAUCAGAUUCCUGAUCAGCCCCUCUCCUAAAGCUACACUGAGCUGCAUUGCCAGCUUAAGCACUUAUUAUGGACUAAAUAUAAAUCUGAUUUUUAAAAAUUAUUUUUUAUUUAAAUAGUAUCUUAGUGUAAGAUCAUUAACCUUAGAAGAAUGGAUAAUGCUUAUAAGAAUGUAGGCCUUAGGUAUUUCUCAUGAGUCAAAACAAAGCAGCUUUUUAAGAAAAAAUUGGAAAUAGAAGCACAAGUAGGUGGCAGUGGCUUAAUGCUGUUAAGGUUUCUAAAAGUUUCUACAUUUAAUUAUAUACCUGAUUCAUAUUAAAAUACCUCUAAUUAGCACUGUUUUCUAGAUAAUCUGAUUUCAUUGAAUAUUUUUUUUGUAUUUUACAUGGGCCAGUUUAUAUACGGUUAUUUCCAUUAUUAUUUCCUAUAGCCACAUGUUCUUUGCACCUUUUGUAGUUUCAUUUGUUUUACUGGGUUUACACCUUGAUGGUCUGACACUCUCAAUGGUUCUGGGUGAUUUUCAUGUUUUAUCAUUUGUAUAAAGAAACUGGUCCAUGUAAGUACUUCCAUGUUUUUUUCUCAAAUGUUUAAGCCACUAGUUGAUGUAUGGUGUUUCUUUUUAGAUAUUUGCUUGUCCAUUUGCUCAACAUACUGCUUCUAAAAUAAACAAUAAAGAUUCUUUUAUUUCUUAAGGAAA